Spirodela intermedia is the source of this 2022-nucleotide messenger RNA. The record is from the annotation of a GenBank genome assembly. NCBI's taxonomy places the organism in Eukaryota, Viridiplantae, Streptophyta, Magnoliopsida, Alismatales, Araceae.
AUGGAGAACUUGGUGGCGGCGCAGCGGUCGCUGAGGGCGGCCCUGGAGAGGUCGCAGGCGGUGGCCACCGCUCUGGACACGGCGGGCCUUCGUCUGGAUGAGAUCUCAAGGCGACUCCCCUCGCUGGAGGCGGCGCUGCGCCCCGUCAGGGCCAGGAAGGAGGCCCUCCUCGCCGUCGGCCGCCACAUUGACCGCGCCGUCGGCCCCGCCGCCGCCGUCCUCAGGGUCUUCGACGCCGUCCACGGCCUGGAAGCCCUCCUCUUCUCCGACCCGCGCCAUGAUCUCGCCGGCUACCUCUCUGUCCUCCGGCGACUCGAGGAGGCCCUCUUCUUCCUCGCCGGCAACUGCAACCUCGCCAUCCAGUGGCUGGAGGACAUGGUCGACCAUCUGGAGGAGAACUCCCUUGCCGAUAGCGGAUUCUUGGCGAUUCUCAGAGGCUCCCUUCUCUCUCUGAAGAAUUCCAGUUCCCCUCUCGAUGGGGGCCUCCUCAGCGCCGCCCUCCGCCGCCUCGAGUCCGAGUUCCGCCGGCUGCUGGCGGAGAACAGCGCCCCCCUCGCCAUGGCUCCGCCGUCGUUGACCCACCACCACCUUCUUCUCACAUCUCCGCUGCCCGCCGCUGUCUUGCAGAAGCUCGUUCUCAUCCUGGAGAGGCUCUCCGCCAAUGGGCGGCUGGAGAAUUGCAUCAGGAUCUACACCGCGGAGCGGGUCUCCGUUCUCAGGGCCAGCCUCAGCUCCCUGGACCUGGACUACCUCGAGAAGAUCGCCAAUUCAGAGCUCGACGACGUGAGGAGCAUCGAGGACUCCUUCACCCGGUGGAGGGAGCAUCUGGAAUUUGCCGUGAAGCACCUCUUUGAGAGCGAGUACAAGCUCUGCUCCGAACUUCUGGGGGCCUGCGGGCCGCCGGAACUGUGGAUGGGCUGCUUCGCAGAAAUCGCCUCACAGCCGGGGAUCACUGCCUUCCUCAGAUUCGGGAUGCGGGUUACAGAGAGCCAGAAUGACCCCAUCAAGCUCCUGAAGCUGCUGGAGAUCUUCUCCACGCUGGACAAGCUGAGGGUUGACUUCAAUCGCCUCUUCGGUGGAAAGCCCUGCGGCGAGAUCAAGAGCCUCACGAGGGAUCUCAUCAAGAGAGUCGUCGAUGGGGCCUGCGACAUCUUCUGGGAGCUCCUGGUUCAGGUGGAGUUGCAGCGGCAGAUGCCCCCCCCGCCCCAUGGGAGCGUCCCCAAGCUCGCCACCUUCAUCACGGGCUACUGCAACACCUUGCUGGGGGAGGAGUACAGGCCGGUGCUGACCCAGGUGCUGAAGAUCAACCAUUCAUGGCGCAACGAGCAGUUCCAGGAAGGGCACCUUGCAGAGGCCAUCCUCAACGUCGUCAAAGCUCUGGAGGAGAACUUCGAGGAAUGGUCCAAGGGCUACGAGGACCCAGCCCAGGCCAGCUUGUUCCUGAUGAACGCCCACUGGCAUUUCCACCAGCAUCUCCACGGGACAGAUCUGGGAGAGCUUCUGGGGGAGGAAUGGCUGAAGGGGCACCGCCAUUACAGGGACUACUACAUGGAGUUGUACCUCAGACAGAGCUGGCGGAAGCUCCCUGGUCUUCUGAGCCGAGAGGGUCUGGCCCUCCUCUCCAGUGGAGGAGGAGGAGGAGGAGGAGGAUCAACCGAAAGAGAUCUGGUCAAGAAGCGUCUCUGGGCCUUCAACGAGGCCUUCGAUGAGAUCUACAGGAAGCAUUCCAGAUGGGUCAUCCCGGAGAAGGACCUCAGAGAGGAGCUCUGCAAUCUCAUCGCGGAGAUAUUAGUCCCACGCUACAGGAUCUACAUGAAGAACUACGGCCCACUGGUUGAGAAGGAAGAAAGCGCCCACAAGUACGCCAAGCACACCGUCAAGUCCCUGGAGAGCAUAAUCUGCUCCCUGUUCCAGCACAGCCCCGGGAAAUCAUCGAGAUUCAAAGACAGACCCUCCAAUGGGAAGGUCAAUGACGUUGUCAACGCAGCCCGGUUUCAUCAUCCUGCUCCCGCUGUUGUAUAA